GCCGAGGAGUUGUUGAACCGCUUUCUUUUUUUCUGCUGACAGGAUUUGGUCACGGUCUUUUGUCUGUUGCACGUAUCCCGCCCUCCCAAUUUGCUUCCCGUCCCUCCCAUCCUUGGAUCCAGUCUUGUGGGCUUUAACGUCAGUCCUCUCACCCCGCCGUGAGUCCCCUCCCGGUCCACGGGCACGGAGGCGGUAACUAUGGAAAAUAUGGCGGAGGAGGAGCUGCUACCUCUGGAGGAGGAGGAGGAGGUGGCUCAGGUCCGGGUCCCGUCUUCGGCCGCGGACUCGGCUCGGGUCCCAGCUCCGGCCCCAGAUUCGGCUCCGGCCUCGGAUCCGACUCCGGCCUCGGCUCUAGCCCCGGCCCUUACCCUGGCCCAGGCUCCGGCCCUGUCCCCGUCCCUAGCCUCGGCCCCCGAGGAAGCCGAAAGCAAUGGUCUAGUUAGUCCUUUGAAGUCAACCAUAACUAGGCAAGAUGAAGAUGUCGUAUCAGAAAUAGAACUGAAAACUGAGGAAAAAGUAACUGAAGAAGUUGCCAAAGAGCCUCCUAACAUCUUGGACUCCUCUAAUUUAACAAGAGAGAGACACAUCUCAAUUCAAAGGCAGCUUGCUGACCUAGAGAAGUUAGCUUUCAUACCUGAAGGAGAUUUUGAGUCUACCAGUUCAUUGAACUCAGAUAAUCUUGACGCAGGAAAUAAACAGGCUUGUCCAUUGUGCCCUGUGGAGAAAUUCAGAGCUUGUAAUAGUCAUAAGCUUCGUCGUCACCUUCAAAAUUUACACUGGAAAGUCUCAGUUGAAUUUGAAGGUUACAGGAUGUGCAUUUGUCACUUACCUUGUCGACCAGUAAAACCAAAUGUUAUUGGAGAACAGGUAUCCAGUAAAAUGGGUGCCCAUUAUCAUUGUAUCAUUUGCUUGGCAACAAUCUCCAGAAGGACUGAUAUGCUAGGACAUAUUAGGCGCCAUGUGAAUAAAGGAGAGACUAAAUCCAGAUAUAUUGCUGCUUCUACCAUGAAACCAUCUAAUGAAAUUUUGAAGGAGACAGACACAGAUGUACAAGUUUGUCCUAACUAUUCUGUACCUCAGAAAACGGACUCCUAUUUUAAUCCCAAAAUGAAACUAAAUCGGCAGCUAAUAUUCUGUACAUUGGCCGCUUUGGCUGAGGAACGAAAACCUUUGGAGUGCCUGGAUGCUUUUGGAGCCACUGGAAUAAUGGGAUUACAGUGGGCAAAACACCUUGGAAAUGCAGUCAAAGUUACAAUUAACGACUUGAAUGAAAAUUCUGUGACAUUAAUUCAGAAAAACUGCUAUUUAAAUAAAUUGAAAGUGGUGGUGGACAGUAAAGAAAAGGAGGAAGGUGAUCCUCUUGGAGAAGAGGAGGAAAAUCUUGGUAAUAUUCAGGUGACCAAAAUGGAUGCCAAUGUACUGAUGCAUUUGAGAUCUUUUGAUUUCAUACACCUAGACCCUUUUGGAACAUCAGUAAACUAUCUAGACUCAGCAUUCAGAAAUGUAAGAAACCUUGGCAUAGUGUCUGUGACGUCUACAGAUAUCAGCUCCUUAUAUGCCAAGGCACAGCACGUUGCCCGACGUCACUACGGAUGUAAUAUUGUCCGAACUGAGUAUUACAAGGAACUAGCAGCCCGAAUUGUUGUAGCUGCAGUGGCAAGAGCUGCAGCCCGAUGCAACAAAGGCAUAGAAGUGCUGUUUGCAGUGGCUCUGGAACAUUUUGUGUUGGUAGUUGUGAGAGUUUUGAGGGGGCCUACUUCAGCUGAUGAGACAGCCAAGAAAAUUCAAUACCUGAUCCAUUGUCAGUGGUGUGAAGAAAGAAUUUUUCAGAAAGAUGGUAAUAUGGUAGAAGAAAACCCAUAUAGACAACUGCCCUGUAACUGUCAUGGAAGCAUGCCUGGAAAGACAGCAAUAGAACUUGGACCUCUGUGGUCCAGUUCCCUUUUCAAUACAGGAUUCCUCAAAAGAAUGCUAUUUGAAUCACUUCAUCAUGGUUUAGAUGACAUUCAGGCCCUCAUAAAGACAUUAAUCUUUGAAUCAGAGUGUACACCUCAAAGUCAAUUUUCAGCUCAUGUAACUUCAAAUUUCAAUAAGCAAGAAGAGAACGGUGUAUUUAUCAAAACUACAGAUGAUACCACAGUAGAUAAUUACAUUGCACAAGGAAAGAGAAAAAGUAAUGAAAUGAUUACAAAUUUAGUCAAGAAGCAAAAGACUGAUGUCAAUACUGAACAUCCUCCUUUUUAUUACAAUAUUCACAGACACAGCAUUAAAGGAAUGAAUAUGCCAAAAUUAAAAAAGUUCUUGUGCUAUCUUUCUCAAGCAGGCUUUCGAGUAAGCCGAACUCAUUUUGACCCAAUGGGUGUUCGUACAGAUGCACCUCUGAUGCAGUUUAAAUCUAUCCUUUUAAAGUACAGCACCCCCACUUACACCGGAGGACAGUCAGAAGGCCAUGUUCAGUCAGCAUCUGAAGAUACAGUAGCUGAUAGAGUUGACACGUCAGUGAACGAUAAAGCAGAGGCCAGUGGCUGCAGAAGAUGGUAAAUGUAGGUAAAUGUGGAUGAGCUUUUAUUCUCAGGAGUCUGGAUAGAUGGCCCAGAAGUUCUACACCAGCUGUAGUUCUAUUUUUUCAAUUCAGUUGUAUAAAAAUAAAAAAGAAAACCAACAGUGCUGUUUUCAUUCAGAAAAUUAGCUAUUUCUAAGUUAGCUGGUUUGGGAGCUUUGCUUCUCAUGUUUUUCUUAUGUUAAAAAAAAUUAAUGGAAACAUUUCAUAAAGUUUCUGACUGGGAUCACCCUACUGUUUUUAUGUUUGGGAAUUUCGGUAUAUUAUGGAAGCUAUUUACUUUUAUUUUUGUUGUCUUUGGGAUCAAACCCAAGAUUGGUAGGCAGCAAUCCACCAAGCAACACCCCAUGGUUCAAAUAAUUCUGCCUCAGCCUCCUGAGUAGCUGGAACUAUAGGCACAAACUACUGUGCCCACCUUAUUCCUUACUGUUCCUAAUCACUUAUAUAUUUUAACUAAUACAUGUUGUUUCUCUGUACGCAUAUACAAAAUGAAGCUGAAGCCUUUGUAUAUUAAAAUGACCCUGAAUAGAAGAGGAGGAAAAAUAUUCUUCCAGGUCACUCAAGUAUUUCACAAGUACAACACUGAAAUACUUCCCUAUUUUUAAGAAAUCAUACUUCUCCAUACUGAUCUUUUUUAUUACUAGCUUUUGAGAAGAAAUACUUGUCUGAGACAAAUUUUUUAUAAGUUCAUAGUCUAGAUGACUAAACUUCAGAGUAGGACUUUUGUCAAAAUAAGUACAUUAUUCUAAUAUAUAAUAACUUCACAAGUAAUAAAAAAAAGCACGAUAGAGAUUUUAUGAUAAACAGUUUGGGUGAUCUCAUGGAACUCUGUCAAUGCACGUACAAUAGCCACUGCCUAGCUGUGCCACUACUCAGAAGUAAAAUUUUUCACCUUAUUAAGUGAGUUGUUUUGCAGGGGGGGAAUUUUUUUUCUUUAUUUUUGGUUUUGGUUUUUUGAAGUUUGUGUGUACAUUUUUGUAUAAAUAGCUCAGGCUAACAUUCUAUAAAAAUUAGUUGGAAAAAAAUCAUUCUUGCCACAUUUGAAUAUGAGUUUAGAUGAAAGGGUUUGUAUAAACUUUAGUUUUUUGACUGAAGGAUUUAGUCCAUGUUUACCUUUAAGUA
Molecule: messenger RNA, 3682 nt
Organism: Castor canadensis (American beaver)
Lineage: Eukaryota; Metazoa; Chordata; Mammalia; Rodentia; Castoridae
Gene: Trmt1l
Product: tRNA methyltransferase 1L
Biological process (GO): tRNA N2-guanine methylation
Cellular component (GO): nucleus
Molecular function (GO): RNA binding; tRNA (guanine) methyltransferase activity
Source: RefSeq, a predicted model, not a curated record